AUGUCGCAAAAUUUUAAAAAGUCAAAAAAUAAAAAACAAGUAAAGAAUAAAGGAAAAAUUCAUAAAGACAAAGAUGAUGAAGAAAUUGAAUCCUUUUCCGAUGAGGAUAUUGCUGACAAAAUUGAAGGUAAUGAUUCAUCAGAAGAAGAUUUAGAAACUCCUCAAGAAAAACGACUUAGAAUAGCUAAAGAAUAUAUAUCACAGAUUGAACAAGAAGAAGACCAUAUUGAGGAUGAUAAAACAAGGUUCUCAGUAAUCAGCAAUAAAUUAACUGAAGAAAUGCUGGAAAAAUCAGGGAAACUUCAAAGAUAUAUAGCAAAUAAAUAUACUCUUCCAACUAAAGAUAAUAUAAUAUUAAAACGGGGUCAUAAAUUAACCCCAACAUGUGCAAUCAUAUCAUCUGAUGUUAAAUAUAUAUUUAGCUCUUCUAAAGAUGGCAUUAUAAUUAAAUGGGAUCUUGAAUCCAUGAAAAGACUUGGUAUCAUAAGACCUGGAAAUAAGAAAAGUGAUCCAGUGCAAAACAAAAAACAUAAAAAUCAAAUUAUAGCUUUGGCUCUUUCCUUUGAUAACAAAUUUUUGGCAUCUGGUGGAUUAGAUAAAAUAAUACAUAUUUGGGACCCAUUAUCAUUGGAACACAUUCAUUCUUUUAAAGGACACAAAAACACUAUAUCAGGUCUAGUGUUUAGGCAUAAAUCUCAUCAGCUCUUUAGUGCUUCUUUUGAUCGGUUUGUUAAAAUAUGGGAUCUGGAUCUAAUGAGUCACGUGGAAACAUUAUUUGGUCAUCAAGAAGCUAUUACCGACAUUGACAGUUUUAUCAGCGAACGAUGCGUGACAAGUGGCGGCAGAGAUUCUGCAGCUCAUUUGUGGAAGAUAGUGGAAGAGACGCAAUUGGUCUAUCGUUUUCCCGGUUGCUCUGUUGAUCGAAUACGUUACAUCAAUGAAGACCAUUUUAUGACUGGAACGGAUGAAGGAACUGUUUCCAUAUGGAACAUAGGUAAAAAGAAACCUUUAGUAACUUUCAAUCAUCGACAAAACGUAUAUGUUAUUAAAGAUAAUGAUGUUCUUCAAAAUCCUUUUAACAAAGUGUCUAAUUUAAAUGAACCUUGGAUUACUGCUUUAGGAGUAGUUUAUAAUUCCGAUCUGAUCGCUAUAGGAUCUAGCGAUUCGUUUAUAAGUUUUUGGAGAUGCGGGCCAAAUUAUAAAACCGUUUCCUUACUUUUUUCGAUACCUAUGCCAGGUUUCGUAAAUUCUUUGGAGUUUUCUAGAGAUGGCAAAUAUCUGGUAGCCACCGUUGGAAUGGAACACAGAUUGGGUAGAUGGAAGGUGUUGAAAAAUUGUCGAAAUAAAAUUUGUCUUAUUAAAUUUUUUUGAGAUACCAUAAAUUAGAGCAAAAUUUAAAAAAGAUUAUAUUGAACAGGCUUGCAGUU
Messenger RNA from Gordionus sp. m RMFG-2023, 1427 nucleotides. RefSeq names its product U3 small nucleolar RNA-interacting protein 2-like. Gene Ontology annotation, molecular function: U3 snoRNA binding; protein binding. Lineage: Eukaryota; Metazoa; Nematomorpha; Gordioida; Chordodea; Parachordodidae. The transcript is spliced from 13 exons. The coding region runs from base 1 to 1371 and encodes 456 amino acids. Gene Ontology annotation, cellular component: small-subunit processome. The record is from RefSeq and is a predicted model, not a curated record.